AUGCAGCUGACGCUGGAGGCGCUGUUGUCUGGUGUGAGGCGCAUGACGCCCUUGCGGGAGCAAGCACUUCUCGAGCCAGAGGACAGCUCCUCCUCGGACUUUGUCGAGUCGCCCGAGGGGGAGUCUUCGCCGGAGGUCUCCGACUCCGAUGGGGGAAACACGUCGAGUGGCGCCGACGACCGGCGCGGAGCUGGCGAGGCGUCUCCGUCCCUCACUGUGACGUCGGGUGCCUCCGGAGAGCUCGACACCACUCGAUGGAUUUACUGGCAGAAGGGAAAAAGUGCCUCAAGCAAAACAAAGCAUGCCGCGUCUGGUAAAUCCUAUGCUGCUUCAAAUCAGCGCAUCACUAUGCAGCUGACGCUGGAGGCGCUCUUGUCUGGUGCCAGGAGCAUAACGCCCUUGCGGGCGCAAGCACUUCUCGAGCCAGAGGACAGCUCCUCCUCGGACUUUGUCGAGUCGCCCGAGGGGGAGUCUUCGCCGGAGGUCUCCGACUCCGAUGGGGAAAACACGUCGAGUGGCGCCGACGACCGGCGCGGAGCUGGCGAGGCGUCUCCGUCCCUCACUGUGACGUCGGGUGCCUCCGGAGAGCUCGACACCCCUGGGGUGCUUGCUGCUGGUCCGAGCUCGCCUGCUUCCUCCCCGGCAUCGGUCGGGUCACGCCGGUCCUUGGGCAUUGCCGCGGCGUCGCCGCCGUCACGGGCGGCUACCACUGACUUGGCUACCGCUGACUCGGAGGCUAGCGAGGAGGACUACCUCGAGCGGUACCGUGUUCCCGUGUCCAGCCUCCCUCCGUCCGCUGCCCCAGGCGGACCCCAGGGCAGCGCCGGCUCCUUGUCGGCGGCUGCCCUUUCUCCGUCCGCGGGCCGCCCGCUUUGUGGCGGCAGCGGACGUCUCGACUGA
This is a messenger RNA of Guillardia theta CCMP2712, 900 nucleotides long. RefSeq lists its product as hypothetical. The coding region runs from base 1 to 900 and encodes 299 amino acids. The record is from RefSeq and is a predicted model, not a curated record. The transcript has 2 exons. NCBI's taxonomy places the organism in Eukaryota, Cryptophyceae, Pyrenomonadales, Geminigeraceae.